AUGAAUUAUGAAGAAAAAAUGAUUAUAGCAUACGAGGCAGUUGUAUCAAAGAAAAUGUCCUUUAAGGAAGCAUGCACGAAAUUCAAGAUUCCUGAUAGCACACUACGAGAUAGAGUGAAAAAAGGAAAUCCUACGAAAGGGAGAAGAGGAAAAAAUGCAACGCUGGAUCAAAAUGAAUCAGAAAAAUUGACCAACUGUAUAAUGAUGCUGAUGAAACAGGGAUAUAAUUACACAAUCGAUGAACUGUGUACGUUAUCAAGUCAAUAUGUUAUAAGCAUUGGCAAGCGUAAGCACGAUAAACCAGUCACAAAACAUUGGUUUUAUUUGUUGUGUGAGAACUUUCCUAAGCUUAAAGAGUUGAGGAUUAAACUUACACAAAUGGAUAGAACUCAAACACGGGAUUUGACACGUGUCUCAAGUUUUUUCUCAUAUUUGUCUUCUUGUGUGAACAAACAUGACUUAUCCGAGAGGCCUUGUUCAAUUUAUAGUUUAAGCUCUACAGAAUUAUCUUACUCAUGGCCUUAUGCAAUCAGAGAGGUCCCUUCUCAUGAAGAAGCAAUCACUUUGUUUAUUUGUGCAAAUGGCGCUGGCAACGUUAUCCCUCCUUGGUAUGUUUUUCCCGAUGGUAAAUCAAAUUUGGAUAUAAAUCGUCUACAGGAAGAUUGUAAACCAGGUUUCGGGUUUCUAGCAGAAGAGAGAUUGUUUCCAUCGGAGAUAUUUUUAAAAUAUCUGACAACUCAUUUCCUUCGCCACACGCUACCUCAGGAUCAUAAGAUUCUUCUCGUUGACGGACAUGACCUGUAUGUCUCUGUUGAAAUAUUGGAAUGGGCAGAACAAAACCAAAUUACUUUAAUUGUUCUUCCUGCAGACGAAUACAAGACAAUUCAGCCAUUACAAGUUGAUUGUUUAAGUUCUUUUGAGCGUUUGUUGACGGAGAACUGUAAAGCUAGCGUGUCAGGUUCUCAGUUAGAAAGAUCUGCUUUAUGUAAAGCUGUUUCAGAUGCAUACCAACAAGCAUUUACAAGUGAGGAAAUUCAGCGUUCUUUUAGAAUGGCAAAAAUAUUCCCGAUUCCUACGGAAAUGAUUUGA
Molecule: messenger RNA, 1089 nt
Organism: Mytilus trossulus (common blue mussel)
Lineage: Eukaryota; Metazoa; Mollusca; Bivalvia; Mytilida; Mytilidae
Exons: 1
Coding region: 1-1089 (362 amino acids)
Cellular component (GO): nucleus
Molecular function (GO): DNA binding
Source: RefSeq, a predicted model, not a curated record